Antechinus flavipes (yellow-footed antechinus) is the source of this 4491-nucleotide messenger RNA. RefSeq names its product phosphatidylinositol glycan anchor biosynthesis class A (gene PIGA). Gene Ontology annotation, molecular function: phosphatidylinositol N-acetylglucosaminyltransferase activity. The transcript has 6 exons. Gene Ontology annotation, biological process: GPI anchor biosynthetic process. Lineage: Eukaryota; Metazoa; Chordata; Mammalia; Dasyuromorphia; Dasyuridae. The coding region runs from base 112 to 1590 and encodes 492 amino acids. Gene Ontology annotation, cellular component: glycosylphosphatidylinositol-N-acetylglucosaminyltransferase (GPI-GnT) complex. The record is from RefSeq and is a predicted model, not a curated record.
GGGAGGUAGGCGGAGCCAUGGCUGUGGCCGUGGGAGGGCCGGACGACUGUCUGCGUUGGGACUGGCGGAGGAACAAAUGGCAUCUGUCUCAGUGGACUGCUGUGAGGACUGAUGACUAAACUUCAUCUUAAUAUGGCAUAUAGAAGAGUAAAUGGACAAGGACAGUCUAUCACAUCUAAACUUUCUCAUAAUGACUAUGGAAUCCAUCAGCUGCAUAGAACUGGAACACAUAAUAUCUGCAUGGUGUCUGAUUUUUUUUAUCCAAAUAUGGGAGGAGUGGAAAGUCACAUAUACCAGCUAUCUCAGUGUCUGAUUGAAAGAGGACACAAAGUGAUAAUUGUCACUCAUGCUUAUGGAAAUAGAAAAGGUAUUCGAUACCUUACUAAUGGCCUCAAAGUAUAUUAUUUACCGCUGAAAGUCAUGUACAAUCAGUCUACAGCAACAACGCUCUUUCACAGUCUGCCUCUGCUCAGGUAUAUAUUUGUUCGGGAAAGAGUCACCAUAGUCCAUUCACAUAGUUCUUUUUCUGCCAUGGCCCAUGAUGCACUCUUCCACGCCAAGACAAUGGGCCUACAAACAGUCUUCACAGACCAUUCUCUUUUUGGAUUUGCUGAUGUCAGCUCGGUGCUUACAAACAAACUUCUAACUGUAUCACUUUGUGAUACAAAUCAUAUCAUUUGUGUCUCUUAUACUAGCAAGGAAAACACUGUUCUAAGAGCAGCACUGAAUCCUGAAAUAGUAUCCGUCAUCCCCAAUGCUGUAGAUCCUACUGACUUCACUCCAGACCCAUUUAGAAGGGAUGAUAGUAUAAUAACUAUUGUUGUUAUCAGCAGGCUUGUUUACAGAAAAGGGAUUGAUUUGCUUAGUGGGAUAAUACCUGAACUCUGUCAGAAAUAUCCAGAUUUAAAUUUCAUAGUUGGAGGAGAGGGGCCAAAAAGAAUCAUUUUGGAAGAAGUACGGGAGAGAUACCAACUACAUGACAGGGUACGACUUCUGGGAGCGCUGGAACAUCAGGAUGUUAGAGACGUCUUAGUCCAAGGACACAUUUUUCUAAAUACUUCUCUUACUGAGGCUUUCUGCAUGGCAAUUGUGGAAGCAGCAAGUUGUGGUUUACGGGUUGUGAGUACCAGGGUUGGUGGGAUUCCUGAGGUACUGCCAGAUAAUCUUAUCAUUUUAUGUGAACCAUCAGUAAAAUCUUUGUGUAAUGGCUUAGAAAAAGCUAUUUCUCAGCUGAAGUCAGGAACAUUGCCAGAUCCAGAAAAAAUCCAUAACAGAGUAAAGACAUUCUAUACUUGGAGAAAUGUUGCUGAGAGAACUGAAAAGGUAUAUGACAGAGUGUCUAGGGAAGCUGUGUUACCAAUGGACAAACGGUUGAACAGACUGAUCUCUCAUUGUGGCCCAGUGACUGGCUGCACCUUUGCUUUGUUGGCUGUGUUGAAUUUCCUUUUCCUUGUUUUCCUGAGGUGGUUGACUCCUGAUUCCAUCAUUGAUAUUGCAGUUGAUGCCACAGGACCAAAGGGGGCCUGGACCCAGCAGUAUUUUUUUUGUAAAAAGGGGGAAGAGAAUAAAGAAAUUUCAGAAUCAAGGUAGAAAGAAGCCUACUCUUCAAGAUUUUAAAUAUUUUAAUAAUUCUUCCAAAACAGUUUGAAAUUACUUGUUUUAGUUUAGAAAUUUACGCUACCUCCAGUUCAUAUACUAUGUUUAAUUUUGAGACAAGAUCCUGGACAUAUGCAAUUUCUUGGGAUGAAAAACUAUUUGCACUUGUUUAAAAUUCAGAAGGGAAAAAUUUGAGCUACUCAGGUAUAAAACUUUCAAGACUACUGAAUUUACUGUAACAGUGGUGUUUUAAGAUUAUACUUUGGGGGCUGGUAGGCACUGAUGGGCCAAGCUCAUUAUUAUCUGGAGUUUUCUUUGCCAGUGUUUAAUAUUAUUCUUUUUAAUAUGAAUUUGAAGGCAUAAAGCAUUUAUAGAAUUUGCUUGAUGUAUUUUAAGUACAGUUCUUGUAGCAUUUUUGGUAUAUUCAUUAAGUAUUAACUCUUCAUCCAUUGAGUAAGAUAGGUACUUUGACUAGUAAAGCAAUAUUUGUUGAGCACCUGUUGUGUGCUGAGCACUGUACUAGAUGUUUCCUAUAGAGCACUGGGACCACUUACUAGCAUAGUAGCAAUUUAUUACUGGUACUGAAAAAUAGCAUGCCUCCAAAUGUUUUAACAUAUCCCAAAAUAACCAUCUUAAUCUUAAUAAAUUGCUAGCAAGGGCUGACUGAAUAAUCCCUUUGGACUAUUGGAGACACUCAUCUAGGCAUUGCCUGUGUCUUUUUGUUUUUAUGUUUUUAUUUAAAGUCGGUUAUGAAAAAAAAAGCUCAUAUGGAUUUUUGUUUUUCUGGAAAUGCUAACUUAAAAAUUAAGACUAAGAUGUACUUUGCUUUUAAAUAUUUGUUAAAUAUUUAUUUAAUAUUUAACAAUAAAUAUUAAAUAAAUAUUUACUAGGGACCGAUAUCACUGUUUAGCAUAGGGCAGAGGCACACUCCACUAGCUUUCAUAUGUAACUUAAUCCUUUUUCUGUAAAUGACUCCAUUUUAAUCUGUCUUCAGCAGAAUUUAAUAGUUCUAAAAAUGCUGAUAAUUAUGACCAUCUGCAGUACUAUACAUUUAAUUAUAAUCAUUUAGAUUUCCUUUAUGAUCUUGUUUACAUUUGAAUAAAUACUUUGAUUGAUAGUAAUUCAAUAGUUUUUUCCUCUGGAAUUUUUGGUUCUCAACAACUACAAACUGAAAAUUAUCAGGAGAUAGUCACUGUGUUGAUGAAUGUGGCCCAUUUUAUUUGUUUUUGCCUCAGAGCCAUGGGUUUUCUAACCCCAAAUUAUCCCUAUAAUCUAUAUCUUUAAUUUAGUGAAUAUUCCUUUGAAAACUUGAGAAAUUUUUCUCGUAAAGCAUGGUUUAACAUUAGAGAGAUGAUAUCUUAUACAGAUUUAAACUCCGUUUUCUGGCUGUGUACCAGAUAUUUUCAGAAAUUUUUAAUGACAACUCAAAAGUUCAAAUAGUUUUUAUAUAAAUAUCCUAUGCUGUGAAUGUUUUAACUUCUUUUCCAUUGUGGAAUGAAAAUAACACUGCUUUUUGUUUUUAUUGAAAAGGGUUUGAUGAAAAGAACACUAUAAGAUCUUAAAAUUUGUAUAUUUUUCUUUUGUUGAAGAAAAAUAUUGAUUAUUGGUAUUAAGAAACCUAAAAGUCUUGACAUUGACAUUUCCUUUUAUUAGACUAUGUUGGAUGAUAUGCAUAUGAAAUGUGCAUUGUGGAGAAAUAUUGGGGAGAAAAAUUGUUGAGAAAAAGUUGAAUAUUGGUUUUAUUGAUGUCAUUAAUCAAUUUUUAAAAAAGCAUACUGUUAUCUUUCCCUAACUUUUAACGUUCCUUUUGAAUCACUCUUUAAAAUUGUCAAACUUUUAUGCCUUAAAUUAAUGUAGAAAAGACUUCACUUCACAAUUCCUUAACAUGCCAAAUAUUGGAAAUUAAAAUAAUUUUUCUUGGGUUUCUUCUUUAAAGAAUCAAGAAAGAAGUGAAACUUGCCUUCUUGUCAGAUUCACUUAAGCCUCCCAAAUAUACUUAUUUUUAACUGUGUUACAACUAUUGUACUGGUCAGUAUCUAAAAUCAUACAAUGUUGUUUUUCUGUUUAUUCUGGUAUUGUAAAAAAUAAGUAAAGGACUGAGAAGAAAUCCUAUGCUGAUUUGCAUAUUGAAGAAGUAAAAUUUACUUAGUGGGAAAAAAAAAAAAACUUCCUUGUUUUGCCAAAAAAAAGUAGAUAGUUCAAGAUGAGAAAUCUUAGCUGAUCAUUUGGUGGUUGGUUAGGAAAGCCCCUUAAAUUAGUUAUGCAACACCUUUUUAUUUCCAAUUAUGUGAAAUAACAGGUUCUAAUUUGUACCUGUAUUCUCUGCUUUAAACAAGUGCUCAUUUUCCUUUAUAACAGAAAUUUAUUCCACAAAAUGGAAGAUAUUUUCUCUCAUAUUUUGAACUACAUAAUUGCUGUACCAUAUGAGAGAUUUUAAGAAAAAUUUAUAUUUAGGCUUAGUUAACCUAAGUUAAGCUUUUUUAUACUUUCUCUCUCUCUUUUUUUUUUUUUUCCUGAAGAGGAUGCUGUGGAUAAGACUGAGUGAGAACCUUACUUGUAACAAAUGAAUUAAUUUAGAUUUGUAAAAUUUUUCUAAAUACAGAAAGGAUGCUUUGGAGCAAAGAUUAAAAUUAAAAAAAAAAAAAAACCAACAGAGCCAGUUUAGUCAUUAAAACAUCAUACUGUACACAUGUAUGCAUUCCUAUUUUCCACCAGACAUUUGUUUGCCAUUGUACAAAUCGGUACUUACUUUUAUGAAGUAUUUUUAAAUGCCUCUACAGUAUUCAUUUAUUUCUCUUACCUGUUCUCAAGAAAAUUUAAAUGGAUUAAUAUUGAACUAUAUUGUGAUUAGGGUUUUCCAAAUGAAAUUAUGAAAAUUAAAGUUUUUAUAACAAA